CCACAAUGCAUCUUGUAUCAACACGGCCCUGGUGGCGGCUUUGAGGAGGGGCAGGGGGCGCCCACCGGACCGGCACGCGGCACGAGGGGUAUCAGGCGGGGCCCGGGUGUUGAGGGGCGACUGGCGGCCAUGGCGGAGUCGGCGCCUGCUCGGCACAGGAGGAAACGCCGCUCCACACCUUUGACUUCCUCCACACCACCCCCACAAGCAACAGAGAAAAGCUCUUACUUGCAGACCACAGAGCUCUCACUCUGGACAGUGGUGGCUGCCAUUCAGGCCGUGGAGAAAAAGAUGGAGUCCCAGGCCGCCCGGCUACAGAGCCUGGAGGGGCGGGCGGGGACGGCCGAGAAGAAGCUGGCCGACUGCGAGAAGACGGCCGUGGAGUUCGGGAACCAGCUGGAGGGCAAGUGGGCCGUGCUGGGGACCCUGCUGCAGGAGUACGGGCUGCUGCAGAGGCGGCUGGAGAACAUGGAGAACCUGCUGAGGAACAGCAACUUCUGGGUCCUGAGGCUGCCCCCGGGCAGCAAUGGAGAGGUUCCCAAGGUAUCCAGGUCACUUGAAAAUGAUGGAGUCUGUUUCUCUGAGCAGGAGUGGGAAAAUCUGGAGGACUGGCAGAAGGAGCUCUACAGAAAUGUGAUGAAGAGCAACUAUGAGACUCUGGUCUCUCUGAAGGUCCUUGGCCAGACAGAAGGAGAAGCGGAAUUGGGUGCAGGGAUGCUGGGUGACUUGGAGGAGGAAGGCCCUGGUGAUGUCCACCCAGCAGAAGGGGUUAUGAUCAAGCAGGAGAUCCAGUACGCUCAGGAAGGCUCUGCAGAUCUUCCUGGAGAGUUCUCAGGCAUUGCCGAAGAGCAGGCUUUCCUGAGCCCAGAGCAUACUGAACUCUGGGAUGGUCAGGGUGGUGCUGUCCUCUUGGAUUCAGGCCCUGGGGACACUAAUCUGGAGGAUCCCAUUGAGGGCAGUAGAGACCCUAGCAGCGGCAGAACUCUGAGCUGCCCCCCAAAGCAGAAACCUAGUAGGCAGGCGCAGCUGGGUCAGGAAUGCGGGCAGGGCCUAAAGCUGAAAAGGGACACUUCUGGCCCCUAUGGAUGUUCCGAGUGCGAGAUCAGCUUCCACUAUAAGCAGCAGCUAGCUACACAUCUGCAGACCCACUCAGGGUGGGGGACUUACACAGCCUCGGAGCCAGAGGAGAGCCUUAGACCCAGGCCACAACUUAAGCCCCAGUCCAAGAGGGCAAAGAUGCAUCAGUGUGACGUGUGCAUGAGGAGCUUCAGCUGCAGGGUGAGCCUGGUAACCCACCAGCGCUGCCACUUGCAGGAGGGUCCCAGUGCUGGCCACUGUGUCCAGGAGAGGUUCUCGCCCAACAGCCUGGUUGCCCUGCCUGGCCACAUCCCUUGGAGGAAAAGCCGGAGUUCCCUCAUCUGUGGUUACUGUGGCAAGAGCUUCAGCCAUCCAUCUGAUCUGGUGCGGCACCAGCGCAUCCACACGGGCGAACGGCCCUACAGCUGCUCAGAGUGUGAGAAGAGCUUUGUCCAGAAGCAGCACCUUCUGCAGCACCAGAAGAUCCAUCAGCGGGAGCGGGGCCUGGCCCUGGAGCCUGGAAGGCCCAAUGGCCUGCUUUAA
Messenger RNA from Odobenus rosmarus divergens (Pacific walrus), 1620 nucleotides. It is a transcript of the gene ZNF212, whose product is annotated as zinc finger protein 212. Gene Ontology annotation, biological process: regulation of DNA-templated transcription. Lineage: Eukaryota; Metazoa; Chordata; Mammalia; Carnivora; Odobenidae. Bases 130 to 1620 code for a protein of 496 amino acids. The record is from RefSeq and is a predicted model, not a curated record. The transcript is spliced from 5 exons.